Molecule: messenger RNA, 1599 nt
Organism: Micropterus salmoides (largemouth bass)
Lineage: Eukaryota; Metazoa; Chordata; Actinopteri; Centrarchiformes; Centrarchidae
Exons: 5
Coding region: 460-1356 (298 amino acids)
Biological process (GO): T cell activation; interleukin-15-mediated signaling pathway; positive regulation of ERK1 and ERK2 cascade
Cellular component (GO): external side of plasma membrane; membrane raft
Molecular function (GO): protein tyrosine kinase binding; MHC class II protein binding
Source: RefSeq, a predicted model, not a curated record
CAGCACAGCUGGGCUUAUGUGUAUUUAGGCGCUGUCCACAGUACUGAAAUGGAUCAGAGGAGAUCAAUAAAUCACGUCACUUGGUUUAGUGUCUUAGCUUGCUUGAUUUUCGAGGUUGUAAACAUAACUGUUGGCGCUAAUUCCAUUUCCACCCAUUGUAGCAGUUAUCCAUAGACAGAAGGGACAUGAUGGGGAAGUUAAGGGGGAGAGAAAGAGAGAGAGAGAGAGAGAGAGAGAGAUUGGCAAACAAAUGUUUAACAGUCAGCUGCAAAUUAGCAAGAGAAUGACAUAAACCAAAACGUUUGGGACUGUCUCGCUCCAUCCAUUUGGCUUUCCUUUACAUAAAUAAAUACAUCUCCACCAUAAUGUAUGCCACCACACCCCUGAGCUCCCUGUGGUUGCAAAUGUAAAAAAAAAAAAAACUCUUUUGUUUCUUUUUAGAGAUAAUAAUGAUUUUAAAUGUUGUGUUUUCUUUCUAACAGAACAUGUAUUCUUUUCUUUCCAGCAGGCAACCUUGAAAAACACAAUUUCUACAAAAGACCUGGAGAUGAUGCUAUUCUGCCCUGUUCCAGUGUAUCAUCCUCUAACACAACAUGCUCCAGUGUUUCAUGGUUUUACAACAGAGGACCAUCUCUGACUUUCUAUGAUGUUGUAAAUGGAAGUGUUUGGCAGACCUCAGCCCGAGCUGCCAGGCUGAGUGUGGACAGUAAGUGCUCUCUUGACAUUAAAAACAUCACUGCUGAAGAUGCUGGUCUCUACACCUGCCGGCAGGGGAUGGACUUUGAUAAGGAUCUAGCAACACAUCUCAAGGUUCUGACAAUCUCUCCAUCUCCUCCAGACGCUGAUCCAAUGAGUGACGGUAACAUCACAUUAGAGUGCUCUCUGUUGAGAUACAGCGACCUCCCUCCAUGUCAACAGAACAGCAUCCGCUGGGUGAACGAGACAGGAACUGUGAUGCUUGGUGAAGAUGUCGCAUACAAGCUCCUCGGACAGAAGAACUGUGUUUCUGUUCUGACUGUGAAACGUCAGAGUGGCCAUAACAGGACAUACACCUGCCAGUAUGUUCAUAAGGAGAACAAUGUAGAGAUAGAGGCUGACUACACACCUUUCUUCACAGGCAAUCAGCCAGGAAUUUCAAAUUCAGGUUCAACAGAUUCCACAGAUUGGUCUCCUCUGAGCUACGUCUUGUUGACUCUGAGAAUUGCAGGACUGAUCCUGAUGAUUGUAAUCACAGUUCAAGUCAUCAGAGACAGAGGGAAAACAAAUCCACUGGAAAAUGAGAACAAUGUAAAUAAUGAUGCAGAAGUCCAGUAUGAAAAUGUGAAUGCACAUUCUGCUGCUACUAGACUGCAGUGAUCGACAACUUCCACACCAACUUAAACUCACCACAAAGUCAAAUAUCAUUUUUCCUGAGUGAUCGAAGCUUUGAGUUAAAAUUGUUUUAUGUUUAAGAUACUUUGCUUGUUCUUUUUACUCUUUAAAUGUAAAGAAUUUCUGUCGAUCUGUUUUCAUGCCACCAACAAGCAGAUGUUCUGUAGCUUAAGGUGAGAAAACAUUCACAAUGUCAGUGUUUUUAGAUUAAUAAAAGGAACAAAUGAC